Diospyros lotus (date-plum) is the source of this 1289-nucleotide messenger RNA. Its product is annotated as (R,S)-reticuline 7-O-methyltransferase-like. Gene Ontology annotation, biological process: methylation. Gene Ontology annotation, molecular function: protein dimerization activity; O-methyltransferase activity; S-adenosylmethionine-dependent methyltransferase activity. The record is from RefSeq and is a predicted model, not a curated record. Lineage: Eukaryota; Viridiplantae; Streptophyta; Magnoliopsida; Ericales; Ebenaceae. The coding region runs from base 105 to 1172 and encodes 355 amino acids. The transcript has 2 exons.
UGACCGACGCCUUCUUCGUCUAGCUAUAUAAAACUAACUCCUCCUCUUCUUCUUCCUUCCGGAGAGAGCAAGAAGAGGCAGAUACAGAGAUCGAUAGAGAAUUAAUGGAGAAGGUAGAAGCUACUGAUUCGGAGGCCAUGGUUGAUGCCCAAGCACUGAUUUACCAUCAGAUGCUCAGCUUCGCAGAAUCCAUGGCGCUGAAAUGCGCCGUCGAGCUCCGGAUAGCCGACAUCAUCCACUCCCACGGCUGCCCCGUCGCGUUGAGCGAAAUCGUCGCAGCCCUCGGAUCCCCCUCGCCGGACGCCGCCUGCCUCCUCCGCAUCAUGAGGUUCCUCGUCCGGAAGAAGAUCUUCGACGCCCAUCCUCCACCGGACCAGGGCGGCGAGACGCUCUACGGCCUCACCCCGGCCUCCAAGCUGCUGAUACAUGGCGCCGAGCUGAGCCUGGCUCCGAUGAUUUUGAUGGAGAAUGACCCGAGGGCACUGGCGCCGUGGCAUUGCUUUAGCGGCUGCGUGAGAGAAGGCGGCGUCGCGUUCAAGCGGGCUCACGGCAAAGAGAUUUGGGAGUAUGGAUCGGAAAACCCGGAUUUCAGCAACGUCUUCAACUCGGCGAUGGAAUGCGCGACGAGGAUCACGACGAAGGCGAUCGUGUCGGCGUAUAGAGAGGGAUUUAGGUCGAUCGGGUCCCUGGUGGACGUUGGCGGCGGGACCGGAGCAGCGACUGCCGAGAUUGUGAAGGCCUAUCCACAUCUCAAAGGGAUCAACCUCGAUUUGCCGCACGUCAUCGCCACCGCGCCGGAGCAUCCCGGCAUCUCUCACGUCGGAGGCGACAUGUUCGAGGCUGUGCCCAACGCCGAUGCUGUCUUCAUGAAGUGGAUAUUGCACGAUUGGAGCGACGAAGAUUGCAUAAAGAUCCUGAAGAACUGUCGAAAAGCGAUCCCAGUGAAGACGGGAAAGGUGAUUAUAGUAGAACUAGUUCUGAAACCAGAAGGCGAGUGCAUGUUCGACGAGACGGGGAUGGUGUUUGAUUUGGUGAUGAUGGCUCACAGCUCCGGCGGGAAGGAGAGGACUGAGAGUGAAUGGAAACAACUGUUGGAAGGAGGAGGGUUUCCACGCUACAACAUCGUCCGGCUCCCUGCUUUGCCCUCCAUUAUUGAGGCCUUUCCUCUCUGAUCUCUCUCUUAUCUCUUUUUAUAUAUGUAAGUAUAAAUAUCUCCAUUGAAAAACUACGUGAGCUCUUCAUUUAAACCUGCUUGGUUGGUUAAUUAAUUAUUCAAUUAACUUCCUCAA